UGAACCUUGUGUUAAAAAAAAAUAACAGCCAUUAUUGCACUUUGUUGCAGGUGGUGAAUGGAAAAAAAUAUGUAUCUGUGGGCUCACCACAAGAUGUCACAAAUGACUCCAAACUGCUAACAUCGAGUGUUGUUCAGUGCAGGUGUCCGUUGGAAGAACACCAGAUUAACUGCAGGAAGACGAUGGCCGUGUGCGAGGUGAGAACAAAACUUUUGUUAAACGUUGCAUUUAGUGUGCAUUUAGUCCACUUUAAAAGCUGACAGUUACUAAGAGCAACUGCUGACAUUGACACUGGUCCUUGGUUUUAGUGAAGUCUGCCCAAAUGUUUUUGACAUGUAGUAGAGAUGAAAAGGGAAUCACAGCUACAGGAGCCCGUACUGUCUACAAUUUAGACACAGCCGAAAUCAUGAGAAUAUGGUGUGUUUUUGCAGUUUAAUGUUUCUGUCAUUUAGCAUCAAAGGACUGUGUGGUUUGUGUGUUAAAUGAGUUCUGACCAGCCUUCACUUUGUUGUUUUGAGAAAUGGCUGUUCUUCUGCAAAACAAAAACCUUUUGUGAGAUCUUUUGGACAAAUGUGUUGGUUUUUUUGCAGGGUAGAGAUGAGGGAAUAAAUUUCACUCUCACUGUUUUCUUACUUUAAUUUUAGCCAUAUUCUACUGUAGCCUGUUUAGUAUUCUAGUUCAAAAUAUAUUAUUAAUAUCCGAGUCCUUGGAAAUGGCAGUUUUCGAAUCCUUAAAGACUAACACAAGAGGCACUCCAAAUUGUAUUUUUAGGCCACGUCAUUGGUUUAAAUUCCCACUGCUGCUGCGGUGAUUGUGAUUUGCCAGUUGGUGCUGGUGGUGUGCCAGCUUCAUACUGUAAACUGCCUGUUGUAUCGUUCCAGCAUUUGCUCGCACACUUUGUCUGGGGCAUUAGGGUGUUAAUGGAUUACUGAAAGGUGUUGACUCAGGUGUGAGUGAGUGAAUGAGGCUGGUAUCCUGUUCAAACUGUUCUGGGAUCUACUUCAGGCAUCAGCCUCUCGUCCCUUCUUUAUCUCUCUUACCCGUCUGCCUCUGUUUUUUUUUGUUUUUUUUUUUAAUUUUGUUUCCUGUUGUUCGCUCCUGUCCUGUGUCGUAGAGAGCAGCACUCAUCUCACUCUUUUGCAGUUUCAUGCAAUGUUUUCUUUUUGCGUCGCCUAACAGUCCCUUACUGUGAACAUGGAUAUCGGUGGGCUGACCACCGUUGUGGCCAACUCUGCGUACAUCAAUGCCCGUGGAAGCAUCGAUGGCUCCAGCGCCGCGGCAGGCAGGGAUAAAAAGUACCACUCUCGUCUCAAGCUGCCCCAUAUCACUGUGUGUGAGGACUUGAGGGACACCCUGGAUCUGACCUUUGACUCCGCCUGUGUGGAACAACCUAUUGGCAAGCGCCUCUUUAGGGAAUUCUUGAAUGCCAACAAAGAGUAUCACGGCGCUUGUCGUUUGUGGAAAGACAUUGAAGACUAUGACCUGGCAGAGGAUUCCGACAGAAGCACCAAGGCCUCCAAGAUCGUCCAGCGGUACAUGGAUCCCUCUGCCAAGAACUACUGCCCAUUCUUGUCUGAGGAAGUCAUAGCCAAGGUGAAGAAAGAUCAGGACGCUGUCGGAGAUGAUUUAUUUGCUUCAGCGCUGUCCACAAUGUUGGACUAUCUGCGUGAGGCGCCCUACACUUUCUACCUGGAGAGCAUGUACCUGAAGAGGUUCCUGCAGUGGAAGUGGCUGGAGAUGCAGCCCAUGGAUGUGGACUGGUUCCUGGAUUUCCGUGUGUUGGGGAAAGGCGGGUUUGGGGAGGUGUCGGCGUGUCAGAUGAAAGCCACCGGGAAACUUUAUGCCUGUAAAAAACUGAACAAGAAGAGACUUAAGAAAAGGAAAGGAUUCGAGGGUGCCAUGGUGGAGAAGAUCAUUCUGGAGAAGGUCCACAGUCGCUUCAUUGUAUCACUGGCAUAUGCCUUCCAGACAAAGGAUGAGCUUUGUCUGGUCAUGACCAUUAUGAACGGAGGAGACCUCAAGUACCACAUCUACCUGGUGGAUGAGAACAACCCAGGCUUUGAUGAACCCAGAGCCUGUUUUUACACAGCUCAGAUUAUUCAAGGCAUGGAACAUCUGCACCAGAAAAGAAUCAUCUACAGAGACCUCAAACCAGAGAACGUGCUGCUAGAUAACGAUGGCAACGUCCGUAUUUCUGACCUGGGUCUCGCUGUGGAGCUGAAAGAGGGUAAAACGAUGACCAAAGGCUACGCUGGAACACCAGGUUACAUGUCCCCUGAGAUGCUAAAAGGUGAAAAAUACGACACCUCGGUGGACUACUACACUCUUGGGGUCACGCUUUUCGAGUUCAUGGCUGCAAAGAACCCCUUCAGGAACAGGGGGGAGAAGGUCGAUCGUGAGGAGAUGAAGGAGCGUGUGUUGACACGGGUGGUGGAAUAUCCAGACAAUUUCAGUGAACAUGCAAAGUCACUUUGUCAAGGACUGUUGGCCAAACAGGUUGAUGAGAGGCUGGGCUUUAAGAACGGCUGCUGUGAUGAGAUUAGGGCACAUCCAUUCUUUAAAGACAUCAACUGGAGGAAACUGAAUGCAGGCAUCCUCCCACCACCCUUUGUCCCUGACCCUAAAAGAGUUUAUGCUAAAAGCCUGGAUGAUGUUGGAGCGUUCUCCUCUGUGAAGGGCGUUGCAUUUGAAGAAUCUGACAAAACCUUUUUUGACAAUUUUUCUUCUGGAAACAUAUCCAUUCCCUGGCAGGAGGAGAUGAUCGACAUGGGUAUUUAUGCAGAACUCAACCUUUGGGGUCCUGAGGGCACCGUCCCCAAUGACCUCCGCAGGGAGUCCAUACUGGAGCAACCAAAGUCAUCGACCUGCUCCGUGUCAUAAAGAUGACCAGUCAGACCUUCAGACUGAGAUGGUC
This is a messenger RNA of Cynoglossus semilaevis (tongue sole), 2914 nucleotides long. It is a transcript of the gene grk1a, whose product is annotated as G protein-coupled receptor kinase 1 a. Lineage: Eukaryota; Metazoa; Chordata; Actinopteri; Pleuronectiformes; Cynoglossidae. The record is from RefSeq and is a predicted model, not a curated record. Gene Ontology annotation, biological process: regulation of signal transduction; signal transduction; protein phosphorylation. The transcript is spliced from 7 exons. Gene Ontology annotation, cellular component: cytoplasm. Gene Ontology annotation, molecular function: rhodopsin kinase activity; ATP binding. The coding region runs from base 1195 to 2880 and encodes 561 amino acids.